This is a messenger RNA of Phytophthora sojae, 7770 nucleotides long. RefSeq lists its product as hypothetical. Lineage: Eukaryota; Oomycota; Peronosporomycetes; Peronosporales; Peronosporaceae. The transcript is spliced from 6 exons. The annotation marks the transcript as partial. The record is from RefSeq and is a predicted model, not a curated record.
AUGAGCGCGUCCUGGGACUCGGACCUGUCCUCGAUCAUCGAGAAGACCAACAACAACCUCAAGCUGCUGCGCAAGAUCGGCGACAAGCCGCAGGUGCGCGCGCCCGACGUGUCCAUGACGGCGCCCACGCUCGCGCGCUCGGGCUCCGCGUCGGGCUCCGUGUCCUCGCACUCGUCGGCCCGCCCACGCGCGUACGUCGGCGCCCAGGACGACGCCGGCUCCGUGUCCUCGCGCUCCUCGGCCCGCCCGCGCGCCUUCAUCCGCGGCGACGACGACACCAGCUCCAUGGGAUCGCACGGCUCGGCCCGCCCCAAGGCCUACGUGCGCGGCGACGACGACACGGGCUCCAUGGGCUCGCACACGUCGGCGCGCCCGCGCGUGUACGUGGGAGACGACGGCACAGGCUCCGUGUCUUCGCACUCGUCAGCUCGGCCUAAGGCCUUCAUCCGCGCGGAUGAUGAUAGUGGUUCCGUUUCGUCACGCGCCUCAGCUCGGCCCAAAGCCUUCAUCCGCGCGGACGACGACUCGGGCUCCGUGUCGUCACGCGCGUCCGCCAGACCCAAGGCCUUCAUUCGCGCAGACGAUGACAGCGGCUCCGUGUCCUCGCGUGCCUCGGCCCGACCCAAGGCCUUCGUACGCGGCGACGACGACACCGGCUCCAUGUCCAGCAACCAGGGCCUGGGCCGUUCGCGCCUCGACUCGGGCCACGGCAGCGUGGCCAGCGCCUCCGGCCGUCCGCACGUGGGCAUCGCCGGUGGCGGCGGCUUGACGGCCGCUAUGCUGCAGCAGCACCGGGCGUCUGCGGGCGGCGCUGGCGCCAUGGCCAUGGCCGACCUGGGCGCCCCGCGGCCGCGUUACGACUUAGACGAGACGCGCUCCAUGAGUGGCGCUUCGUCACGCCUCAGCCGCCGCCUUGGAGCAGACGGGCGCGUGCCGCACGCGCGUCCUCUCGGCGCCAGCAUGGGCCCCCGCAUCCGCGUCCCGGACUCCGACAUCCCCAGCGACGUCCCAAAGCACGUCAUCGAAGAGGUCAAGAAGAGCCUGGAGACCCACUUCGCGUCCCGCAACGGCGCUGUGGACAAGAAAGUCGCCGACCUGCGCACGGACGUGGCCGGCCUGACCACGCAGACGUCGUCGCUGGCCUCGCAAAUCACGGAGCUGCGCGACGCCGUGUUGGUGUCGGCCAACAGCCACCCGUCGGCUAGCGCGCCCUCGGUCUCCGACCCCAAGAUCAUCGCUAGCGUGCAGGCCAAUGCCGCCGCCAUCGCUCGCCUCGAAGAGCACAGCGCAGACCUGCUUGGCCGCAAAGUGAGCGUGGACCGCGAGCUGGCGGAGCUCGGAUCCCGCGUCAAGGCGCUGUCGUCCUCGACCAUGAAGAUCUCGACGCUGGAGGACAACAUUGAGGCGCUGGUGGCCAACCGCCAGAAACAGGAGCAGGGUCUGUUCAAGCUCGCAGACAGGGUGCAGCUCAUGCACCGCCAGAUGGGCAGCUUGGUGGACAUGAAGGCGGUGGAGAACCUGUUGAGCAUCCGUCUCACGCGCGAGUUCCGCGAGAUGGAGGACCGCCUGGCCCAGAAUGUCAUGCGCAUGGCCGAGAAGAUGGAGCAGAAGGUCUCGAGCCUCGAGAAGCAGUCGUUCUCGCAGCGCCAGGAGAGUCUGGCGGCCCUUAAGAACGACCUGUCGGACGAUAUCCAGCGUCUGCAGAGCUCGGCGCUGCGCAAGAGCGACCUGCUCCCGCUGCAGAACGCGCAGACGCAGAGCAAGGAGGACCUGGUCCAGCUCUCCAGCGCGCUGGACCGCCAGGAGAAGAAGCUGCAGGAUGCCAAGCUGGCAAGCGCUACACUUCGUGACGAGCUGGCUGACGCGCGCACUGAGCUCAACAAGGCGCUGCAGAGCCAGCAGCGCAGCGCGGCUGCGGUGAUGGAGGAAAAGCUGGAGCAGAUUGCCAGCAGCAACAAGGAGAAGUCCAACAAGUUCGAUGAUCAGCUGUCGGAGCUCGCCAAGAAGCAGAAGAAGCUGGAGGAGGCGACCAAGAACCUGCAGGAGACGAUGAGCCAGGUGAAGGUGGAGGCCAGCCAGCGGCUGAGCCGUAGCUCGGCCGACAGGGAGGAGGAGAACGACAAGCUUCGCCAGCGCUUGGCCCGCUCGGUGGCGGAGCUGGAGGCGCUGGCUACCACCAAGGCUGAAGUGGAGCGCCGUUUCGCUAGCGAGGAGCAGCAGUUCCAGGCUAGACUGAAGGAGCUUCGCAGUUCGCUGACCGAGACGGAGAAGCAGAAGGAGGAUCAACGUCUGGAGCUGAUGCAGAAGCUGCAGGAGGAGAGCAAGCUGAUGGGUGUGGCGCAGGGCAAGAACUCGCUGUUGGAGAACCUGCUCGCGCGUGAAAAGGCGGAGAACGAGGAGAAGAACGAGUUGGUGCGCAAGUCGAAGAAGGAAGUUGCCGAGGUGCGUGAACAGAUCCGCAACCUGGAGAGCGAGAAGGAGAAGAAGGUCCGCCAGUUGACGUCGGAGCUGCAGGCGAAGCAGACGCAAGUCGGACUUCUGACCAAGACUCUGAAGCGUAUCGAGACGGCGUCCGCUAAGAUGCUGGAUCUGUCGAAGCGUGAGGCCAAGACUGUUCGUCGUGUGAAGGCUACGAAGGAGCACGAGCUGUUCAUCGCGCAGCUGAAGCUGAAGGAGAUGGAGCGUGUUGCUCGGGCACUCCAGAACGGUGACGAGAUGAAGAAGCAGGCUGCCCUCACCGCUGCCAGCACUGAAGAGCGCAACGAACUGGAGAAGUUGCUGCUUGAAAGCCAGCUUGAGAAGGACGAGCUGAAGCAGGAGCUGGAAGAGAUGACUGAGGAGUUCAACGCAGCUAAGGAGAGCCAGAAGGUGAUCAUGGAAGACACUAUCACCAAGCUGUCCAGCGACUACGACGAGAAGAUUGGCGAGCUAAAGCAGCAGAUUGCGGGCAAGGAGCAGGCCAUGCGUCAGCUGCGCGACACGCUGGUUGAGAAGAGCAACCUUGACGCGCUUGAGGACGAACUGGCUGCGCUGAAGGACGAGAAGAACGAUCUGCUGGAGCAGAUCCAGCGCGCGCAGAUCGAGCACGAGCGUGUCACUCUGAGCACGGAGACGAACCUCCGUCUGGAGCACGCAACGCAGUUUGCCGCGAUGAAGUCGAAGUUUGAGGAGCGUAUCUCAGAGCUGGAGGGUGCUCAGUCCGAACUCGAGACGACCAAGGCCACGAUCACUGAGCUGGAGAAGGAGCUCGAGAAGCAGGAGGCUCUGCACCAGCGUGAGGUAUCGACUCUGACGCACGAGGUCAAGGAGGCUCGCAGCAAGAUCGACGAGUGCACGGCCCAGAUUCUGGAGCUGGAGGAGACGAAGACGCGUCUGGAGGGAGAGGUGUCUCAGAUGGAGGCCAACAUUGGUGGCGCCUCUGCUGAGAAGGAGGAGGAGCUGGCUGUAAUUAAGGGUCAGAUGCAGGCCGAAGUCGACAGGCUUCGCGCUGAGCUCAGCGAGGUGUCGAGCACUCUGGAGGAGAAGCAUACGCAGCUGAAGGAGGCCAAGCAGUCGGACGAGACCAACCGGCAGAAGCUGGUUGAGAUGGCGAUGGCGCAGGAGGAGAUGCAGAGCCGCUACGUCUCUCAGAUCGACUCGCUUACGCUGAAGCUGAACCAGGAGCGUGAGAGCUCUCGUGCUCGCGAGCAGGACCUGGAGGACACCAUCGACAAGCUGAACGCGGAUGUCAAGUCGCUGAAGGCGGUGUCGAACAAGGAGCUGGAGGCUGCUCGUUCCGAGCUGACGGACCAGAUCACCGAGUUGACGACGGCGCUGAAGGCUUCCCAGCACCGCGAGCAGCAGCUCCAGUCGCGUCUCAAGCGUAUUCUGGAGGAGUUGGUUCAGGCCGCGAACGCGUCCGGCGAUAACGAAGUGAUCGAGGAGAGUGGCGAUAUGAGCGACGACGACGCUAUCACGCACCACCUUGACGCCCUGUACGCGACGCACCGUCGCACUGCGCACGAGCUGGAACGUCUCCAGGCUGAAUACGAGCUGACUGUGAAGCAGGCGGCAGCCGACAGCGCUACGGCGCAGGAGCUGGACAGCCAGGUCAAGGAGCACGAGACACAGAUCCGCGAGCUCGAGUCUGUCGUGGAGCAGCUCCGCGAGGAGCUGAAGGAACAGUACCACAAGUCCGCUAUCAUUGCCAAGGGAUCGGAUGAGUUCAGCGAGGAGAUGGUGACUCUGCGUGAGGAGAAGCGCCAGCUUGAGCGUCAGUUGCAGGAGGAGGAGAAGGACCGCGCUAAGCGCGAGGUGUCGUACCAGCGACGCACGGAGAUGAAGGAGCGCGAAGUGGAGGAGCUCCGUACCGAGAACAAGACGCUGACAGCCGCUGUGGCAGCCGUCCGUGAGAAGAUCCGCGCGGUUGAGAACGUCAAGUACCACGACCUGGGCGAGCUGCAGAGCAAACUCAAGGACCUCGAAGAGCGCACUGCCGCGCUCACGCCGGACGAGAACAACGUCGCUAACCUGGAGAAGGACUUCACUGCUACCCGCCAGGAGAUUGUGACGCUGACGGCCGAAGUGCAGUCGCUGUACCAGAAGCUGACGGCUUGCUGCGGCAUCAUGGAGUGGAGCGAGCUCCGCGCCAGCGUCUUUGACGAAGAGGAGAAGCUGACUCGCGUCCGUGCCGAGAGCGCUCGUGAGAUGGCCAAGGUCCAGUCGGUAGAGCAGGAAGUGCUGAUGAACGCCGAGUUCCUGAACGCGCUGCUUGUGGCCCACGGUUCGGGUAGCGAUAGCAACCUACUGAACGAUUUCCGGUGGAUGCAGAAGUACGCGUCGAUUGCCCCUGAGAUUGUGGAGAAGCUCCGGAACGUGGAGUCGCGGUUACGAGACGCUGUGUUGGACCUUCACGAUGGAUCGACUUCGGUCUUCCCGGAUGGAGUUUCCAAGGCUCGCGUUAGCGGCGUGAGUACGGAUGACGGAGUGGUCCCGGCUGCCCCAAGCUCGCAGAACUCGUCUGUGGACGGCGCGGCGAUUGCGCUUGCGCUGGAGAAGGCGAAGGAGAACUACUUUGACGAGUCGGAGCAGCAAUUAGAUGAGGAGGGUGUCAAGCACGACGUGGAUCAGCCUGACGUGGAGCAGGAGAGCCCUGUGGAUGUCGAGGCAGAAGGUGCGAGUUCUGACAAUGUGGAUGGGGAGGGGGAGGAUUCGAUUGGCGACUUAAGUCAUGACGAAUCCGGAACUGAUGCUGAGUUGGGGGUCGCUGAACAUGUUGUGCGUGCUGAGCAGGAAAUAAGCCGUGAGGAGCGAGCUGUAGCGAUGUCUAACCUUGAUGACGAUGAAGAUUCUAGCGAUGAUGUUGCGGAGGACAGUUUCAAGAGCAGGCAGGAUAGGAGUGACGAUGAUGAUGAAGGUGGUGAUGGCGUCGGUGGACUGGAGUCGAGUGUCGACCGCAAGAUUGAGGAGGCCAAGACUGCGUCCAGGUGGAGCUCGCUGGGCUUUCGUGGCGAUGGCGAGGACGACUACAUGGAUGAAGUGGAGAGGCUGAUGCUGGAGCAGAGUCUUGCGCACUCUAGUAAGCAGGUGAACCCACGUAUUGAUAAUGAAUUUGAUAGCAGUGAUGAAUUUGCACAUGAUAAUGAACUUGCUCGUGACAAGACGGAGCAGAAGCAGACAGCAGAAGGGGAAGAGGAUGAGCAGGAGCUGGAUCCUCUCGAGGAGAGCUCGUUCGAUAAUGCCAUGAUGGCUGCACUCGAAGGCAACGAACCAAACUCUUAUAACGUGGAGCAUCGCUCAAUGCGCGGCGAUGAAGUAGAAGAAGCUGACAAGUCGGGCUCCGAUGGCUUUGUAGCGCAGGACGCCAUGGCGGAGAGCUCGUUCGAUGACUCGAUGAUGUCGGAAAGGGAUGAGGAUGAAAGUAUGGACACUCGCAACAACCUUGACUCUGAUGUCGGUGCUGGGCAUGACAGCGCGGUUGGGAAGCCAACGCCAGUUGAGCACAACGCGCAGCUGGAAAACUCAUUUGAUGGUGGUGAUGAUCUGUCGGACAGCGAGAUUUCAGUUAAUGAGCACCACCAUGAGGAUGAGGUAGAAGACUCAGCAUCUAGCGUGGAAAAGAGUGUGGCCGGAGCUCGGUAUCACGAAGGCAGCGAUGUCGAAGUUUCAGCGUCAAGCGUGGAGAUUGGCGCAAUGGCGGAUCGAUAUGAACAAGGCGAAUCACUAGAGGAAUCAACACCAAGCGUGGCGAACGAUGUUGCAGACCAACUUCAUGCACCUGACGAGUUGGAAGAAUCGGUUGGUAGUGUGGGUUACGGCGACGAGCAUGACAUAUCGGAGGCAUCAUCAUCGAACACUGCGAGAAGCCAGUCGAUGAGUGAGCCCCAUGAAGACGAUGCUUCAGCAUCGAGACUGGAAAGCAAUGCCCAUGAAGCUACCAGAUAUACUCACGGUGGUCCGUUGUCAUCACAGCCUGAUGAAGAUGAUGGUGUCCACCGCCACGAUGAACGGGGCCGACUGGUUGUUUCCCACUCGGAUCCACUCGCUGUGAGUUCGUUUGAUGAGGAUAAUCUCUCGGAUCAGAACGAAGAGGAGAACAGUGCGGGUUCUGAACCAACCUCACAGCCAACGAAGCACUCGCCCCAUGAUGAAGACGAGGACGAGUGGUCUGAAGAGCAACUUCGUGCAGCUGAGCGUUCGCUAGACAGCGCCGUAAUGACGGGCGAUGACAACGACGAUAGUGACAGUGUUGUAGCAGCAGCAGCAGCGGUAGCACCACCACCAGCCCCAGCCAUGUCCCGUCGCAUAGAAGACGACGGAGACAGCUCAGAGGAAGAGGAGACGAUGCCUGUGCCAAGCCAACCGACCUUCUCAUCGAGCCUUAGUCGAUUCGGCAUGGGAGGUCGUGGUUUGAACCUUGAGGAAGACGAUGACAUGGAUGAAGUUGAGCGUCUACUCCUUGAACAAAAGUCGAACACAACCUUGGAGAGAGAUUUGGCCCGAGGCCGAGAUGAUGACGAGGAUGAACUAGAACAAGCAGGCGCACUAGAAGAAUCGUCCUCGAGCAUGAACGAUGACGCCGUAGCGAGCAAUCCCAUGAUGGAAGAAUCCGGUUCCAGCUUGGAACGCGUGAGUGCAGAUGUCGAUAAUGCGUUAGAAGACUCGGCUUCGAGUGUGGAAAAUGCAGCACUGGCUCAUCACCUCCAUGAAGCUGACGCUCUGGACGAGUCAAUCGGUGGCACAGAGCUCGAUGCAUCUCUAUCAAACCCAGCGAGUGGUGCUGUGAACUCGGAGUCAACUGUGCAGCCAACGAAACGCAUGGACAAUGGUGAAGACGAGGGUGAGUGGUCGGAAGAGCAGCUUCGUGCAGCCGAGCGUUCUCUGAGCAGCGCCAUAACGAAGGGCGAUGGCGACGACGAUAGCGAAAGCGGGGAAGUAGCAGCAGCAGCGCCAGCGAUGGCGCUUCGCAUGGAGGACGACGAAGGAAGUUCGGAGGAAGAGGAGACGAUGACUGUGCAGAGUCCACCGACAUUCUCAUCGGGCCUAAGUCGCUUUGGCAUGGGAACCCGCCGCCUGAAUCUCGAAGAAGACGAUGACAUGGAUGAAGUUGAGCGCCUACUUCUGGAACAAAGUCGAUCCACUAUGAAGACGCAGCGACUACCACAGUUAAGUCGACUCACAAGGCCAAUUGCUACUGACGAUGACGAGUUUGGAGAGACAUCGCUUCAGUCCCAGAGCUGCAAUGAUGACAAUGAGUUCGGUGAAACUUCGCUUCAAUCGCGUGGAGACGAC